CCAGGCAGAGCCCAGUGAAUUAGAAGGGGCGGGGCUACACGAUAGAAGAGGAAGUGGUUGAUCUGUGCUGCAGAUUUGAGCUUUUGUGAUGGAAGUCUAGUCGAGCUGAAUGCCUGGUGUAAGGUGAGAUGUCACCUCCCUUGUCUGGGCUGUUUGUUGAUUCAGAUUUUGCAGCUAAGGUUUCAUCGUUGGUACAUGGAGGGGACACACAACUGGCUUUGCUCAGUGAUAAUAUUUCAUGGCAGAGGCCUUUGGAUAUCUGUGCAUCCCCAAGUUUAUUCUCAGAAAAAAAACGGCUUAAUUUGGGGAAGCAAGGAAUUCUGGGAGACUGCUGGUUCAUAUGUGCUUGCACAGCACUGCAGAAAUACGAUCGACUUCUUGGUCAGGUUUUCCCUGAUGGUCAAUGUACUUGGACUGAUCCCAAUUAUUUGGGCCAAUUCACAUGCAGAUUUUGGUGCUUUGGCCGCUGGGUUGAGGUGACCAUUGAUGACAAUCUUCCAUGCUUAGGAAACAAGCUCUGCUUUUCCCACUGCCAAGACCAAGGGGCCUUUUGGCUGCCAUUGCUGGAAAAAGCUUAUGCGAAGCUACAUGGCUGUUAUGAAGCUUUAUGGGCUGGACAGGUAGCUGAUGCUCUGGUGGAUCUCACAGGAGGUCUUGUGGAGAGAUGGUUUCUGGGGUCUGAGGAUGAAAGUGGCAGAGAAAAACUGUUCAGCAAAUUAGUUUCAUUAAAAGAUAGAUGUGCAAUGUGUUGCUCGGUGCUUCAUAACAGAGAACGAGUGGUGGAGUUAGGAGAACCACAUGCCUACACAAUCACUGAUAUUCAACAUGUAGUCACUAAGGGUUGCAAAGACUUGUUGCUGCUCCGCUUGCACAACCCCUGGGGAAGAAGCAGCUGGGCUGGCUCUUGGUGCAAAGGAGGUGAUGGUUGGAAUGAUCUGGACCCCAAAGACAGCACUCAGCUGCUUUCUGGAGUACAGGAAGGAGAAUUCUGGGUAGAAAAGCAAGAAUUUUUGCAAGAGUUUGAUGAAGUCACAAUAGCUUUUCCUUGCAGCCACGAAGGGCACUUACAAUGCAUUUGGACAGAUUCAUUAUUACUCUACAAGCAGCAGAUAUACGGAUCCUGGGUUAAAGGUCAUAGUGCUGGUGGAUCUCGUAACAACAUUACUUUUUCUGAAAAUCCCAAAUUCUGGUUGCGAGUGAAAGAACCAAGUGAAGUGUUUCUGUCACUGAUGCAAAUACCUCAUGGUGGAGUCGAAAUUCCAGAACCUGUGCAUGGUGUAUAUCGGAGAAAUUUGAGGCUAAACAGGACAGCCUUAAACGCUGUUGGCACUUAAAAUGAUGUGAGUUUAUUUUUCCCCUGUCAGGUGGAGAAACGUUGAUUUAAGCUACAAAAGACCCUUUCAUCUCUGCCUUUGGCUGGUACUUCAUCUCACUGCUAUGAUCGACAGCUGCAUCUAUGCUGCAACCUUUCCCCUGGGUAUCACCUACUGAUCCCCAGCAUCUUCCUCAGGGAGGCAGAGGGGAACUUCUUGCUGCACAUCCUUUCCACUGGCAACAUCACACUGAGUGAAUGUGCACCAUCUUGGGAUAUGUCAUCUGCCAGUGCUGAUUUGACAUGUGGAAUGUGGGAGACUCAAGAGCUACGUGGACAGUGGAAGAAGGGAAGCAAUGCAGGAGGAAGUAGAAACUUUGAUUCUUACACCAUAAAUCCCUGUUUUCCCUUUUCUGUGCCUGAUGGUGCUCCUCAAAUAAGGCUGACACUUCGGCAGCAGCACAGUGGGGAGAAAUGUCAUGCUAUUGGGUUCCAUGUAUACUCCGUAACUAGCAAUGAAAGUGUUAUUUCUAAUUCAUUGGAACCAUGCGUUAAGUGCAUUCCUCACAGCCACUGCCAAGAAGUGUCCAAACUUUGUGUUCUCCCACCUGGACAGUAUACCCUUGUGCCUUCAACCUACCUACCUGACCAGGAGUCUAACUUUACUGUAACUAUUGCCACAAAAAUUGAGAGAAAACCAAUACAGAGUCUUGAAACACUUGGCAAGGUUCUGCAGGAGGUCUCUUUUGUAUCUGUAAUGAAGUAAAGUACACAAUACAUCAAGAAAAUUCUCUUUGCUGGUGUAUGGCUCAGAACGCCAUUAAAAAUUAUUUAUUUUUCUUAAA
This is a messenger RNA of Xenopus laevis (African clawed frog), 2157 nucleotides long. Its product is annotated as calpain-10. The record is from RefSeq and is a predicted model, not a curated record. NCBI's taxonomy places the organism in Eukaryota, Metazoa, Chordata, Amphibia, Anura, Pipidae. The transcript is spliced from 14 exons.